Messenger RNA from Ceratitis capitata (Mediterranean fruit fly), 1711 nucleotides. RefSeq lists its product as uncharacterized. The transcript has 3 exons. NCBI's taxonomy places the organism in Eukaryota, Metazoa, Arthropoda, Insecta, Diptera, Tephritidae. Bases 28 to 1524 code for a protein of 498 amino acids. The record is from RefSeq and is a predicted model, not a curated record.
AUAAAUAAAUAAUAAAUUGUGCUCAAAAUGAAAACGAAAGUUGUGCGUGCACGAAAACUAAGCGAAAAUGAAUUCUCAAUGUCCGCCGACGCCUGUGCCCAUACGAAUAACAGUGAUUAUGCGUUUGUCAAUAAACACUUUCGAUUACACACAUUCGCUAAAUGCCUUUUGUUUGUGACGAUCGUUUUGAACUUGGCCACUCGGGCAUUAUGCAACGAAACCAUAAAUACCGAACGAAUAUCACCUCCGUUGAAGUAUGCGGAUGAUUCAUUCGAUGGAUUGGCCAGCACCGGAAUUUCAUUGGGAAAUGCAUCGCCGUUGGUGUGGUCGGAAUUUCUAGAGGAUUAUGUAUUAAGUCAAUCAACUUCUAGAGCACGUACGUCAAAGGACCUUCCAUUCAUACCCAGCCAAAACGAUAUGUCUAUGAUGAACCCAACUAUGCCGAGCGGCGUACAAGGUCCAUUAUCAUACCAUUCGUCGGCAUACAAGCGACCAAAUGUCUAUAUAACAAAACGUAUAGGUGAAGCUGUCGAGCUGGAACCGCAUAUGCGGCCGCCAGUACAAGUUGUGAAUCCACAAUUUCGUCCAAUGACAAAUCAAAUGAUACAACAACAACAGUUGCAGGAACAACAACAACGUCAGCAACCUGGAUUUUUCCAACAGCUUUUCGGCUUGGGAGGUAGCAGUCAACCGCAAUCACCACCACCAACUCAGCCACCACCACAACCAGUACGACCGGUGCAUGUACAACAGAUACAUUCACCAACGGUGCAGCACACCGGACCGCAGCCACCAUUCCGGGCCGUGACGGAAAAUGAUCUGUAUUUGUUGGGCGCUAUAGAGAAGUUGGUUUAUCGCGUUGAUUACUUGGAGAGCCGUAUAAGACGUGCCGAACAAUUGAUUUACUAUUUAAUGGCGGGUAACAAUCAGAAAGAAGUGCGCGAUCCUUGUCCGACGAAUUUCACACGCAUUAGCGAUAAUUGCUAUUAUAUCAAUAGUCAACAGCAAGUGAACUGGAAGACUGCCAACUCAGCUUGCAAAGCGCUCAAUGCGCAUCUUGCUGAAUUUGAAAAGAUUUCUGAAGACGAAGAAAUAAUGGCGCAUCUGCUCAAUCAACCUCAACAUCGUGGACGCGAUUACUGGUUGGGCGGCUUAAAUCCUGGUUUGCUGUGGAUUUGGUCCAACUCAGCAAAGCCGGUUAAUCCAAAUAUGAAUCUCACAUCCAUUGCAAUGUCGCACGCAAACAGUACAGAGAGCAACACAAUCGAUGUGGAUGGCGAUGUUAAGGGUGAGAAGGAGAAGGACAAAGAAGAUCCUUCCACAAAUGAAACUAUACUGAACAAUACGGUGGAAAUAGAGGGUCAAGGCCGUUGCCUGCGUCUUUCAUAUAAUCCCACGAAACACAUUUACAAUUACUAUGGACAGGAAUGUACCUCGCGCCAUUAUUAUAUCUGCGAAACGGAGGAUAAAACACUCGAUAAUAAAAUUAAGAAAAUUAGUCGCGAGCUGAAAUUAUUCAAGUGAAGGUUUCUUUAAGAACUAUUACAGCUGCUAAAGGCUAAAAAUUAAUUUUGUGAUUUCGAGCCAUUAACCUUAUAGGAAUGGAGGGCUUAGUCAUCUGCUAAAGUGUCAUCAUAAUAAUAUCAAGUGUUAAACAAUUACUUAAUUAUUUAGUUUUAGAAGUUGUACAUUAACAAUGUUUUUAUUUAAA